UUUUAAAAACUAAUCAGUCACAUAAUACUUCAAAUAGUUUUGUAAUUGAAAAGUAAAAGGAAAUUAAAUAUAUUAUUUACUUUAAGACCAACAUUAAUGUAAAAUUUUAAUUCAUAACAAUUAUAUUGUUUGUUGAUUCCUUCUGUGGCGAAUUGUAAAUGGUGUUGGAUAUGGGUCUUGUCGAGUAGUGUUGGGGGACAGUAUUCGCCUUGAAGAAGAUAUAUCAUUAGUUUCCAGAUUUAAUUGUAAUUCAAAGUGCAGUGGUUUUGUAAAAUGAAUUGAUAAAUAUAAUCACGUCUUAUCAAUUAGUUGAAGUGUGUUGAUUGAUUUUAGUUCUAUUGGUGUAUAUUCAGAAAACUAUAAUCCUAACCUUAUUUUAUUUGGCCAAGGACAAACAGUCCUAUUUGUUCUAGUAUUUAGGAUAUUAGUUUUUAUUACUUAACAGAUAAAAUGGAAGCCAGUGCUAAACACGAUUUUAAUGCUACAGCAGAUGAUGAACUAAGUUUCAGAAAAGGUCAAGUCUUGAAGAUUUUAAACAUGGAAGAUGACAUGAACUGGUAUAGAGCAGAACUUGAUGGGAAAGAGGGACUGAUUCCUAGUAACUACAUUGAAAUGAAAAACCAUGAUUGGUACUAUGGCAGAAUCACAAGGGCGGAUGCUGAGAAGUUGCUGCUAAACAAACAUGAGGGCGCUUUUCUCAUAAGAGUUAGCGAGAGUUCGCCUGGGGAUUUUUCGCUUUCUGUCAAGUGCAGUGACGGUGUCCAACACUUCAAGGUGCUGAGGGACGCUCAGGGCAAGUUCUUCCUAUGGGUGGUGAAGUUCAACAGCCUCAAUGAGCUGGUGGAGUAUCACAGGACAGCAUCUGUAUCACGCUCCCAGGACGUCAAGCUGAGAGACAUGUGUUUGGUACAAGCGCUGUAUGACUUCACGCCACAAGAGCCGGGAGAGCUGGAGUUCCGACGAGGAGACGUUAUCACGGUGACAGACCGCACGGACCAGCACUGGUGGCACGGAGAAAUAGGAACAAGAAAGGGACUCUUCCCCGCCACAUACGUCACACCCUACCACUCCUAGACCGGACAGCAGAGAUGACAAGACCAAGUGGGCUUCCUGUUGUGGAUGCAGUGCCUCCAAACUGUGUCACGUGAGAUCCUGAGAUGAACACAUCUUCGCCAAACCUUCACAUUACAAACCUAUCCUACUUUUACCCUCUUUAGUUAAGCGAUAUUUUAUUUAUAUUCCUGUUUCAUGUGUUUCCUGCUCACAUAAAAUAGUUUUAUUGUUAUUUUCAAGGUGUCUUACAUAUCGAGAUAUGACUAAUUUAAGAUAUGAAGUAAAAUUUACUUUAAGUGAUAUGAAGUAAAAUUUCUGAAUGUAUAGAUAAAUAUUUAUCUUAUAGCCUUAACUAAUUAAAGUAAUACUGUUUUAGAAUGGUAACACUUAGUUUUGAAGCAGUAUUUACAGUUGGAAAGCGCCGGUGAAAUUGAGAGUAUUUUUAUAAUAUUGUCCUGAAAGGAUCUAAACAAUUGCCUUUCAUUUCUCAAAGACUGGCAAGAGAGUAUAUGUUGUUCUUAUUAUUACUAUGGUGGCAUCCAUUGAGAGUUUAGUAUAAUUUGUUGACACAUUUUAAAAUAAGUUAAAGUGUCAUGUUAGUUUGACUUUUUUUACAAAAAAGUAGUGUUGUAAAAUUAUAAAGUGUUUUUAAAAUGUUGGAAGGAUUUAAAUUAUUCAUUUAUUCAGCAGAAGAUUAAUUAUAGUUUUAAUAAAAUACUUUUUCCUCGUGCCAGUCUUCAAAUACGUAAGCACAUAUGAACGCACCAUGAAAUAAAUAACUAAAAUUGCAUUUAUUUUCUAUAACUAUAAUAGGCAAAAAUAUACCACCUUUGUGUAAAAGUAGAUUAGAUUUAUUACUACAAUGUAGGUUUGUUAUUUUCUGCCAAAAUCCUUACGUUAGCGGGAGGGAAACCUAUAGCGAAUAGCAAUAUGUAUCUUUACUUUUGAUUUCCAUCUUGUUACCAAUGCUGAGUUUUUUGUUUAUCUGAAAAUUUAUUUGUGUUUCUUUAAUGUUAGAUUACAGUUAUUAUUAUUAUAAAUUUAAUUGUAAUUAUUAUUGUACUGUUGAUAGUUGAAGGAGUAAACAAUAUUAUGGGAUAUUUUGCUAUACGUAUAAAGUUUGUGCGUGAUGUUAGCGUAUUGAUAUUUUCUACGUUGUGCAGAAGUUGUUGUGUUUUAUGUCGGUGCUUUUAAUACCGACAGUUGAAGUCUGAUAUUUUAAAACUUAAUUUUAUCAAUAGAGUAAGUGUAAAUUGUGGAGUAAUCUUUGAUGGUUUUACUUUGUAUUUGCAAUAUGAAGUUAUUGUACUAAAUGAUAUUUUGAUAUAUAAUAUUUUAAAUUCUAUACUGCCUUUUUGAUACUGAAGGACACACCUGUUCAUUUUGUGAGUCAACUUAAGAUUGCUUUAGUUUGCACUAAAGUUGCUAGGUCCAUAGAGGCAGUGCCAUGACGUGAGCCUUUUAUGCCAACCAAAGUAGUGCCGUUCUAUUCAUUUCUCUUUUCUAAACUUUUUUCACAAAUUUAUUCUCUCAGGCUAUGAUAUUGGUAAACUUUUGGGAAAUAAUGAAUUGGAUUGACAAGAAUAUGAUUGUUCUUAAACAAAUUUAGUUGGCUGUUUGGUUUUGUGUCAAUGAGGGAUUCAGUAUGUACGUUUGUUUCAACCAGGGCCAGUUUUCCAUUUUAAAACGUUAACAACUGUGCCAUGAAAAUUAAGUUCAAAAUUGGUAUUAGAGGUGUCAAUUUCUUGCUAGAUUUGCGACCAAUCUCAUCAAGAGAGUGAAAUUGCUUGUUUUAAUAAUUAUAAUCCUACAAAAAUUAAUUUUUUACUUAUACUCUAUUAGUUAAGUAGAACAUAGUGUUACUAAGCAAUUUUUUUGACACCUUUGUGUUGUAAAAAAUAGGGCUUUAAAGAUGAAGGCAGGAAUAAGGUAAUAAACAGUUUACUGUAGUAGGAUGAAAAACUCUGAUAUUAAAUAGAAAGGGAUGGAAUGAAAUAGUUUGGAUAUGUAAGGAAGAUUAAGGAUGCAGAAAAAAAUAGAAGAGUAAAAGUGAGAGUUAGAGUAAGGAGAAAGAUGUAGAUGAAUAAACAAAGGGGGUGAAGGCAUUUUUUGUGAAGAGAAAAACAUUUGUGUGAGACAAGAAUAAAGAAGGUGAUAAGAGAAAGAAUGAUGUGGAGGAAUAUAUGCAAAGAAGGCUCAAUGCAAUGAUGAAACUGGUCCCAGAAUGAUGAUAAUAAUUAUAAUAGAUAUUAUAAUUAUGAUAAAUAUUACAGAAGAAAUUAGUAAUAAAAGUUAAUAAUUCUAAUUAGUACUGCUGAAAUAUAUUUUUAGCGUAAUUAAUAUAGUUUUAUGUCUUGAUAUUAAUAUUUAAGUGUAUAAUUUUCCUUAAUUAUAUACUCUAUAUUCACUGUGUUAAAAUUGUAAACAAAGUAAAACCAUCAUUAAAUUGGUUUGUACUGUAAGCUGUCCUAUCCCUAUAAGAUGUCCGUUAGACUGAUUACGACAUCAUGUGCUGUAAAAUGCUUUGUGGUCUACUUACCUCUUGUGCAGAAAGUGCCAUUGUAACACUAUGCCUAUGCUGAUUUAUCUAUUCUCCUGUUUUUUAUCAUGCCAGAUCUUUUAUUUGUAAUUUUAAUCUCAUUGAUUACUAGAAAGGUCAGUAAAAGAAGUGAUGUCAUAUUUUCAAUAUGAAUAUUAAAUUUAAGUUACAUAAAUGUACAUUGAUGUAAGAAGCUGAAGUAUCAGGGUGCUAAGGUCUUAGAUACAAUCCGUUUGUGGGUUAUAUAAUUAUGUGUGUGCAAGUUUGUAAAAAAAUAUGAUUCAAUUAUUACUACUCCGCUCAUUUAGAUUCUUGGUGUCCUUAACAAAAUAUACAGUGAUUAUUCAAAAUGUCUUUGAAGGACAUAAAGUUGGCUAUUUAAAAAUAAAAGCCUUGAUGGCGUUAUGCAAUCUUUAUGAGCCAGGGAGUUGUGUAGAAAGACAAAGAACAGCACGAAGUGGACAGUACUGGUAGUAAGUGUUGUUAGACUUGAACCCACUCUGUAUCACUUCAGUGUUGUAAGUCUCACAGAAAUAGUCAUUUCCAUGUUCCUUUUCUCAAGGCUGUUUGAAUAGAAUCUUAAUCAAAGAUUCAUGAAAUAUCUGAAUUUGAGUCUAUUUAGUAAAGGUAUUUAUCUGGUUGUUAUGAGAAUAGAGAAAGUAAACUAAAUAAUAAAACUGGAUUCAUAUUUAGAUUUUAAUGAUAACAAUAGGUUUGACUCUAAUUUUAAAUAGAAGAUUGAUUAAAUAACUAGAUUUUAACUCCUGAAAACUAAAUAUCUGAGAGGAUCAAAGAAAAAUAUCCUUUUCUUAUGUAAUCAUAACAAACCCAUAAAAAUAUCCACAAUUUUGUGUAUAACAAUGAAAAAGUCAAGUUGGUCAGAAAUAUAUUUUUUUCUUGUAUUCACAUAGUGAGAAAACCUGCUUAUAAAUUUACUCAUGUCCUGGUCUUACAUUCUGUGGUGUAAUAAUUUAAAUAUUAAUUUAAAAUUAAUUACUGAGUCGUUUGAAGUAUAUUAUGACAUUUCACAUUGGCGUAGAAUACCUUCAGAAAAGAUGUAACAUGUUUUCUGUAUAUUAAGAGGGAGGGCUAGUCAGCUACCGGUCGAGUAUCUGAGGCUUCACUUUUAACAUGGGGCUAAGUUUCAAACUGCAUUUUAAAUAGGAAUUAAUUUCAAAUCCUUUAGUUUUUCAGGUCAGAAAUACAAACUUUUCGUGGGUGGAUCUCCGUACCCAUUGUUUAAUGAGAGAUAUUCUCUAAUCCCCAGAUGCUCCCACACUUUAUCUCCUUUUAAUUUUUAUUGAGGACAAUUGCAUCAAGCAACAUUGCUGUUCACCUAAUAUUACAUCCACCACAUGCAACUGUUUUGUGUUACUAUUCUGAUUUAGAUUGAAACAAAAAUUUUUAAGUUUCACACAGCCUUGUAGAAGAUGAACUUUAAAUUUGUUCCCUGGAAGUGUAAUAAGGAAGUUGACAUCAUGUACUAGUAUUACAAAUAAAAAUAACACACAAAUGGA
Molecule: messenger RNA, 5109 nt
Organism: Homalodisca vitripennis (glassy-winged sharpshooter)
Lineage: Eukaryota; Metazoa; Arthropoda; Insecta; Hemiptera; Cicadellidae
Gene: drk
Product: growth factor receptor-bound protein 2
Exons: 6
Coding region: 451-1074 (207 amino acids)
Molecular function (GO): protein binding
Source: RefSeq, a predicted model, not a curated record